Molecule: messenger RNA, 354 nt
Organism: Epithele typhae
Lineage: Eukaryota; Fungi; Basidiomycota; Agaricomycetes; Polyporales; Epitheliaceae
Exons: 4
Coding region: 1-354 (117 amino acids)
Source: RefSeq, a predicted model, not a curated record
AUGCAGAGCCGGAGCAAUCCCAAUAUCUUCUUCUGUCCUCUGUACAACUCUCCGGAACUCGCCGACCUCAAGAUGGAUCUGCUCGUUUCCGAGGACGAAUAUUUGAAUACCGACCCCUUCCCCUUCUCCAAGGACGGCCUGUUCGUCUACCAUGCCACGGGCCAGGGUGGCGUCACGUCGCGCACGAUCCAGCCAGGUGAGCGGUGGAUUGCCGACAACGGCCUUGCUUGGACCGCGCAAUCCAAGGUUGAGCUCAUCUCCCAGGGCUUCCUCUUGAGAUCGCAUACAGACGAGGGCAUUGUGUACCGAUCCACUGGGCCCGAAAUGGUGUACAUACAACUCGAGGAACCCUGA